Cyphellophora europaea CBS 101466 is the source of this 255-nucleotide messenger RNA. RefSeq lists its product as uncharacterized. The transcript has a single exon. The coding region runs from base 1 to 255 and encodes 84 amino acids. NCBI's taxonomy places the organism in Eukaryota, Fungi, Ascomycota, Eurotiomycetes, Chaetothyriales, Cyphellophoraceae. The record is from RefSeq and is a predicted model, not a curated record.
AUGCUACAUCAUUGGCGGUCUUAUUUGCUAGCUCCUUUUCCCUCACUUCGGGCGAGCAACACUCUACAUAACCGGCAUAACAUUUAUGUUUAUCAUUCUCAUCACUAUUGGCAGUCUUGCUUGGGCAGAGUCAUAGAGUGCACAACUUGCUAUCGGCGUACUCUUGGUCAUAUCUACACUUUGCAACAUAAUCACCAUUGGACCAGUCUACUACUCAAUCGUCAUAAAGACACCGUCAGGUCGCCUCAGAUAUAA